Monopterus albus (swamp eel) is the source of this 334-nucleotide messenger RNA. Its product is annotated as calcium channel flower homolog. Gene Ontology annotation, cellular component: membrane. The transcript has 3 exons. The annotation marks the transcript as partial. Gene Ontology annotation, biological process: vesicle-mediated transport. The record is from RefSeq and is a predicted model, not a curated record. Lineage: Eukaryota; Metazoa; Chordata; Actinopteri; Synbranchiformes; Synbranchidae.
ACUGCUGUGUUUGUGUCCUCUCCUCCCAUCUCAAGGUUGAAUGCCUUCGUGCUCUUCCUGUGUGAAGACCCGUUCUGUUGCCAGUUCAUAGAGUUUGCUAAUUCCGUGGCAGCCCGUGCAGACAAACUCAGAUCCUGGCAGAAAGCCCUCUUCUACUGUGGGAUGGCCCUGUUUCCUAUAUUCUUGAGUUUCUCCUUUACAACCUUGUUUGGAAAUGCCAUCACCUUCGCUACGGGGGUUCUGUACGGCCUUGCAUCAUUAGGCAAAAAACUCCCAUAUUAAAUGCAGUUUGCCACAUUUAAUUCAGAUUUUAAUAUUUUUUUGCUUGUAAGUU